This is a messenger RNA of Aphidius gifuensis, 648 nucleotides long. RefSeq lists its product as uncharacterized. The transcript has a single exon. The record is from RefSeq and is a predicted model, not a curated record. NCBI's taxonomy places the organism in Eukaryota, Metazoa, Arthropoda, Insecta, Hymenoptera, Braconidae. Bases 1 to 648 code for a protein of 215 amino acids.
AUGCGAGCAUUACCAGAAGAAACCGAAUUUGUGAAAUAUCUUUUAAAUGUUGGGAACGGAUCGUUAAAUGAUAAUAAUGACCUUUUUCCGGUUCCAGAGCGAUGUGUAGCCCCAAGAAAUGAUGACAUAGUAAAAUCAAUGUUUGAAGAUUUAAUCAAAAAUCAUAGAUAUACAGACUUAGCAAAAAUCGCGGUUUUGUCAGCUAGAAAUAUUGAUGUUGAUGAUAUAAAUAUAGAAGUUGUUGAAUUACUUGAUAAAAGUACAGAAAAAAUAUAUACUGGAAUAGACAGUACAGAAAAUUGUGAUAACGGAGAUAUUGAUGAUGCAAUUUUACCUGAAUAUUUGAAUUCUUUGAACCCUCCAGGCUUUCCGCCAUAUCAACUUAAUUUGAGAAAAAAUUGUAUUGUAAUGCUUCUACGUAAUCUAAGUACAAACGAAGGUUUAUGCAAUGGAACAAGAUUACAAAUAUUAGAUCUUGCAAAUAAUCUUAUUCGGUGUCGAAUUUUGACAGGUGAUAAAGCAGGAAAUAUCAUGUUCUUACAUCGUAUUACACUGUACUGUGAAAAUAUUUAUCCUUUUACGUUUAAACGUCGACAAUUUCCAAUAAAAAUUGCAUUUGCGAUGACUAUAAAUAAAAGUCAAGGCUAA